AUGGGUCAGACUCUCUCCGAACCCGUUGUCGAGAAGACUUCGGAUACCGGCGAAGAUGCGCGCCUCAUCUACGGUGUCUCUGCCAUGCAGGGCUGGCGGAUAAGCAUGGAGGACGCCCACAGCACCAAGCUCGACCUCCUCCCUCCCGGCAGCGAUGAAGCGAAGCAGCAUGCCUCCCGGCUCUCCUUUUUUGCAGUCUACGACGGUCAUGGCGGUGAUAAAGUAGCCUUAUUUGCUGGCGACCAGCUGCACGAGAUUGUCCGCAAGCAAGAAACUUUUAAGAAGGGCAACUAUGAACAGGCGCUGAAGGAUGGCUUCCUGGCCACGGAUCGCGCUAUCCUUAACGAUCCCCGCUACGAAGAGGAGGUCUCUGGUUGCACCGCCUGCGUCAGCCUCAUCAACGAUGACAAGAUCUAUGUCGCCAACGCUGGUGACUCGAGGGGUGUUCUGGGUAUCAAGGGCCGCGCCAAGCCCCUGUCGCAAGACCACAAGCCCCAGCUCGAAGCCGAGAAGUCCCGCAUCACCGCCGCUGGUGGUUUCGUCGACUUUGGCCGCGUCAACGGCAACCUUGCCUUGUCGCGUGCCAUUGGCGACUUUGAAUUCAAGAAGAGCGCCGAGCUCUCUCCUGAGGCGCAAAUCGUCACCGCCUUCCCCGACGUCGAGAUUCACGACAUCACGGAUGACGAUGAGUUCCUGGUCCUCGCGUGCGAUGGUAUCUGGGAUUGUCAGAGCUCUCAGGCUGUGGUCGAGUUUGUCCGCCGCGGUAUUGCCGCCAAGCAGCCCCUGGACAAGAUCUGCGAGAACAUGAUGGACAACUGUCUGGCGUCCAACUCGGAAACUGGUGGUGUCGGCUGCGAUAACAUGACCAUGACGAUCAUUGGUCUCUUGCGCGGCAGAAGUAAGGAGGAGUGGUACGAGGAGGUUGCCAAGCGGGUUGCUGCCGGUGACGGACCAUGCGCUCCUCCCGAAUACGCGGAAUUCCGGGGACCCGGUGUUCACCACAACUUUGAUGACAGUGAGGGCGAGUACGAGGUGGAUCAGGAGCAGAAGGGUGGCAAGAACUUUGGCAUCAGUGGCUACAAGGGCCGUAUCAUCUUCCUUGGCGACGGUACCGAAGUUCUCACCGACUCGGACGACACGGAAAUGUUUGACAACGCCGAGGAGGACAAGGACCUCGAGAGCCAGGUUUCCAAGGGCUCCUCGGCGGCGUCCUCCAAGGACGGCGAGGCGACCAAGACCGAGGGUGACUCCAAGGCUGAUGCAUCAAAGUCUACCGACGAAUCCAAGCCCGCCACGACCGCAUCCGAUGUCAAGGCCGCCGAGUCUGCGCAGAGCGAGUCGAAGGAGGAGGCCAAGGCCUCCGCCUAG
This is a messenger RNA of Verticillium alfalfae VaMs.102, 1368 nucleotides long. Its product is annotated as protein phosphatase 1G. The coding region runs from base 1 to 1368 and encodes 455 amino acids. Gene Ontology annotation, biological process: protein dephosphorylation. The transcript has 7 exons. Gene Ontology annotation, molecular function: cation binding; protein serine/threonine phosphatase activity. NCBI's taxonomy places the organism in Eukaryota, Fungi, Ascomycota, Sordariomycetes, Glomerellales, Plectosphaerellaceae. The record is from RefSeq and is a predicted model, not a curated record.